AUGGGCUGGUGUGACUUGCAGAUGCUGCUGGUGGCAGUGGAAAUCACUGAUAAUGAAAUAUUAGAGUUGGUACAUAGUGCUCUGGGGAGGAUGACAGUUAUCCGGCAAAUUUUCCCUCUCUCAAGGGACAACAAUCAGAGAUGCAUGAGGAACAACCACCGAAUAUCAUCACUGCUGUGCGAUCCACAAGAAGGCUAUCUUCAGAUGCUGCAGGUUUCCAACCUGUACCUGUAUGACAGUGUGCUCAUGCUGGCCAAUGCUUUCCACAGAAAACUGGAGGACAGGAAAUGGCACAGCAUGGCAAGUCUGAAUUGCAUGAGGAAGUCCACCAAACCUUGGAAUGGAGGACGAUCCAUGCUAGAGACUAUUAAGAAGGGCCAUAUAACUGGGCUUACUGGUGUUAUGGAGUUCAGAGAAGAUGGCGCCAACCCCUAUGUUCAAUUUGAAAUACUGGGCACUAGCUACAGCGAAACAUUUGGCAAAGAUGUGCGGAGG
This is a messenger RNA of Cariama cristata (Red-legged seriema), 495 nucleotides long. RefSeq names its product glutamate receptor ionotropic, delta-1-like. The record is from RefSeq and is a predicted model, not a curated record. The transcript has 4 exons. NCBI's taxonomy places the organism in Eukaryota, Metazoa, Chordata, Aves, Cariamiformes, Cariamidae. The annotation marks the transcript as partial.